Populus nigra (black poplar) is the source of this 2236-nucleotide messenger RNA. Its product is annotated as 4-coumarate--CoA ligase CCL1-like. The transcript has 5 exons. Gene Ontology annotation, molecular function: CoA-ligase activity. NCBI's taxonomy places the organism in Eukaryota, Viridiplantae, Streptophyta, Magnoliopsida, Malpighiales, Salicaceae. The coding region runs from base 277 to 1914 and encodes 545 amino acids. The record is from RefSeq and is a predicted model, not a curated record.
CCUUGUGCAUAAUUAAGAGAUUAUUUAAGAAAUGCCCCUGUUAGUUUUUAGCUUCAAUUAAGACCUCUUUGCUUGGAUUGCGUUAGUGACAAUUAAAUAGCAAAAUCCCCAGAAACUCCUCCUCACCGGUUCCCCUCUACCAUCACCUACUUGUAUAUUACCUCAACCAGAAAUCAAACCAAGUCCAAGCCAGGGAAGCAAGUAACCAUACACCUACCUUCUCCUUUGCUUCCCAAAAACCAUUCUCUCUUUCAUUCUCUGUGAUCCAGACAAACAAUGGAGGCGGAAAAUGAUCAAGCACAAGAAUUCAUUUUCAGGUCCAAACUCCCCGAUAUCCACAUCCCAAACCACCUCCCUUUACACACUUAUUGCUUUGAAAACCUUUCCCGAUUCAAAGACAAUCCCUGUUUGAUCAAUGGCCCUACCGGUGAAAUCCACACCUACGCGGAAGUUGAGCUCACAUCACGCAAAGUCGCUUCUGGCCUCAACAAGUUAGGCAUCAAACAAGGCGAUGUUAUAUUGCUGUUGCUCCAAAACUCGCCAGAAUUUGUGUUUGCGUUUCUCGGAGCAUCAAUUAUUGGUGCUAUUAGCACAACCGCAAACCCCUUCUACACUCCCGCUGAGGUCGCAAAACAAGCAACAGCAUCAAAGGCAAAGCUGAUAAUAACACAGGCAGUUUACACCGAGAAAGUGCAAGAAUUCGUCAAGGAAAAUGAUCAUGUCAAAAUAGUGACCGUUGACUCUCCACCAGAAAACUACUUGCAUUUUUCAGAGUUGACAAAUUCUGAUGAGGAUGAUAUUCCUGCUGUCGAGAUUAACCCUGAUGAUGUCGCGGCACUCCCUUAUUCGUCAGGGACAACAGGUCUCCCUAAAGGUGUCAUGUUGACUCAUAAAGGGCUCGUUACUAGUGUGGCACAACAAGUUGAUGGAGAGAACCCUAACCUCUAUUUUCACGAGAAGGAUGUGAUUCUUUGUGUGUUGCCUUUGUUCCACAUCUACUCGCUCAAUUCCGUGUUACUUUGUGGGCUAAGGGUUGGUUCAGCAAUUUUGCUUAUGCAAAAAUUCGAGAUUGUUACGUUAAUGGAGCUUGUACAAAAAUAUAAGGUGACAAUUGCGCCAUUUGUCCCCCCUGUCGUCCUCGCAGUUGCAAAAUGUCCAGUGGUUGAUAAGUAUGAUCUUUCUUCCAUUCGGACCGUAAUGUCUGGCGCCGCACCAAUGGGGAAGGAGCUUGAGGAUACAGUAAGGGCUAAGCUGCCUAAUGCUAAACUUGGACAGGGAUACGGAAUGACAGAGGCAGGGCCCGUGCUAUCGAUGUGCUUGGCAUUUGCAAAGGAACCCUUUGAAAUUAAAUCAGGUGCCUGUGGGACUGUUGUUAGAAACGCCGAGAUGAAGAUUGUUGACCCCGAUACCGGUAGAUCCCUGCCACGAAAUCAAGCCGGAGAGAUUUGCAUUAGAGGUAGCCAAAUCAUGAAAGGUUAUCUAAAUGACCCUGAGGCCACUGAAAGGACUGUAGACAAUGAUGGAUGGUUACACACCGGCGACAUUGGAUACAUCGACGAAGAUGAUGAGCUCUUCAUCGUUGAUCGAUUGAAAGAGUUGAUUAAAUACAAGGGUUUUCAAGUAGCACCUGCUGAGCUUGAAGCAAUGUUGAUCGCUCAUCCCGACAUCUCUGAUUGUGCUGUAGUACCCAUGAAAGAUGAAGCUGCCGGAGAGGUUCCUAUUGCUUUUGUGGUGCGGGCAAAUGGUUCCAAGAUCACCGAGGACGAAAUCAAACAAUAUAUCUCAAAACAGGUGGUCUUUUACAAGAGAAUUAGUCGGGUGUUCUUCACGGAAGCGAUUCCCAAGGCUCCAUCCGGAAAAAUCUUGAGAAAAGACCUAAGAGCAAGGCUUGCAACUGGCGAUCUUCCUCAUUAAAUUCCAACAUGACACAUACAUGCAAAAACAGCAGUAGUCUGAAGUCCAGAGGCAGUAUGGUCUUGCUGUGUUUUCCUUUCCUUAUCGGCCCUCCAAAAGGGACAGGAGAACAUAUAGACUGGAUUAUUUCAAUGAUCAGUUUGUUCUUAUCCUUCAAUGCAAGUUGAAUAGAAGAAUGAGCUUUGUAUUAAUUAAUAUGCUCAGGGUAUUGUAGGACAUGUUGUUGACGACGUUAAAAACUUGGGACGGAAAAUUCUGGUUUGUAUAAUUGUAUCAAUUUGCGUUACAUAUAAUAAGUCUCGUUUCCUUUAUUUUCUUAUUA